UCCAUUCGCGGACAAUCCUCCCUCAGCCCGUUACUCGCUUACUCCAUUACUCCUCGGUGUUAUUCCUGCCAACGCACUCAUUCAUUUGUUUGCUGGAUUCGCUCUCUUUUUGCUUUUCGCUAUAUCGAAGGGGUUGAAAUGUUCCACUUCCGGCCAACGGCAGUGCUCAAGGAGAUCAUUCAGAGGCAACUGAAGCGACAUUUGGCAGGCGGAGUCCACGCUCUACCUGCAGCCGGCUACCGGAGCCGCUCGCCGGUCACGGCCGCGGCGACACAGCAGCAUGCCGCCAGAAGCUUUUGUUCCAAAGCAGAUGGACACAAUGAGGGAAACAAAGAUUCAGCUACAGAACAGAGAAGGAAGGCAGGUAUUCUACCCAGCCUAGAGGACUUGCUCUUCUACACCAUAGCUGAAGGCCAAGAGAAGAUCCCAGCACACAAAUUCACCACAGCUCUCAAAGCCACGGGGCUUCGCACAGGAGACCCCCGGCUGAAAGAAUGUAUGGAGAUGCUGAAGGUAACCAUGAAAACAACCUCAGAUGGAGCCCUGGAUAAACACCUCUUCAAGAAAUGUGUGCAGAGCAACAUUGUGCUGCUCACUCAAGCCUUUCGGAAGAAAUUCGUCAUUCCCGACUUCCAACCGUUUUGCCGCCACAUGAACGAACUGUACGACAAAGCAAAGAACAUGUCAGGAGGGCAGGUGGCCGACUACAUUCCCCAGCUUGCGCGCUUCAGCCCGGACUUGUGGGCCGUCUCCUUGUGCACCGUCGACGGUCAAAGGCACACGGUGGGAGACACCAAGGUGCCCUUUUGCCUGCAGUCUUGCGUCAAGCCGCUGAAAUACGCCAUCGCCGUCCACGACCACGGCACCGACUACGUGCACCGCUUCAUCGGCAAAGAGCCCAGCGGCCUGCGCUUCAACAAGCUCUUCUUGAGCGACGACGACAAACCUCACAACCCCAUGGUGAAUGCCGGCGCCAUCGUCUGUACUUCUCUCAUCAAGCAAGGAGCCAGCAAUGCUGAGAAGUUUGACUACGUCAUGAACUUCAUGAACAAACUGGCAGGAAACGAGUAUGUCGGCUUCAGCAACGCCACGUUCCAGUCUGAGCGGGAGUCCGGAGACAGAAACUUUGCUAUCGGCUACUAUCUGAAGGAAAAGAAGUGUUUUCCCGAAGGAACGGACAUGACAUCCAUCUUGGACUUCUACUUCCAGUUGUGCUCCAUUGAGGUGACCUGUGAGAGUGCCAGCGUAAUGGCGGCAACCCUGGCCAACGGCGGCUUCUGUCCCAUCACAGGAGAGCGCGUGCUGAGCCCCGAGGCCGUGCGCGACACCCUCAGCCUGAUGCACUCGUGUGGGAUGUACGAUUUCUCCGGACAGUUUGCUUUCCACGUGGGCCUCCCGGCGAAAUCGGGUGUGGCCGGCGGCAUCCUGCUUGUGGUUCCAAACGUCAUGGGCGUCAUGUGCUGGUCUCCGCCUCUCGACAAGCUCGGCAACAGUGUCCGAGGCAUUCAGUUCUGCACGGACCUGGUUUCCCUCUUCAACUUUCACAACUAUGAUAAUCUGAGACACUUUGCAAAGAAACUGGAUCCUCGCAGGGAGGGAGGCGAUCAGAGGGUGAAGUCUGUGAUCAAUCUGUUGUUUGCUGCCUAUACCGGAGACGUGUCUGCCCUGAGGAGGUUUGCCUUGUCGUCCAUGGACAUGGAGCAGAGGGACUACGACUCCAGGACGGCUCUGCACGUGGCUGCGGCCGAAGGCCACGCCGAGGUGGUUCGCUUUUUGCUCGAAGCCUGCAAGGUCAACUCGGUCCCCAGAGACAGGUGGGGCAAUACGCCGAUGGACGAGGCGGUUCACUUCGGCCACCAUGAUGUGGUCACCAUCCUGCGUGAUUAUCAAAAUCUAUACAGUCCUCCGGAGAGCCCAGCGACAACGGAGAAGGCAGAGAAGAACCUCGAUAGCUUGCUGUGAACCCUCUGGAGGGCGCAUCACCGCUCCAAAGCGGCUUGCACAUAAUACGGUGAUAAAAACUAUAAAUUUACAGUAUAUUGAAUUUGUGAUUACAGCAAACCUAAGCAGAAGCUCUUGAUCAUGUUGUUGUUAGCUGGCGUUGUUGUACUUUCACUUCAGUGUAUCUUGGAGUAGUUUUAGGUGGAAGUGAUACUGUAAUAUUCCACCAGAUUUACUUUUGUAGUCUCCUGCAGGAUGUUACCAGCCGCAAACUGAAUGCUGGCUUCAUUUAGUGGCAGCUGGUAUGCUAUUUUGUUUUAGACAGUUGGUGUAGA
Messenger RNA from Syngnathus acus (greater pipefish), 2276 nucleotides. RefSeq names its product glutaminase kidney isoform, mitochondrial-like. Lineage: Eukaryota; Metazoa; Chordata; Actinopteri; Syngnathiformes; Syngnathidae. Gene Ontology annotation, molecular function: glutaminase activity; protein binding. Bases 139 to 1962 code for a protein of 607 amino acids. The record is from RefSeq and is a predicted model, not a curated record. Gene Ontology annotation, biological process: L-glutamine catabolic process. The transcript is spliced from 18 exons.